AUAGAUACUCAAGAUAAAAAAAAGAAAAGAAAAGGUGAGUGCUUUACUUUCCCUCAUUUCUUUAGAUCCCCAAAAUCUAGCUAGGGUUUUGGGGCUUUUCAUCUUUCUUAAAUCUACUCAUUAUUAUAUUUCUGCUCAUUCACUAUCUUUAGGCCACUCAUCUGGAGCUUCUUGUUUGAUUAGCCACUGAUUUUGCCUCACCUCAGGAUGGAGAACAUGAGUAGUUAUUGGCAAUUGGGUGAGGAGCUCCGGGGUCUGAAAGUCUCCGAGGAGCACAAGUGGAUGAUGGCUGCUUCUAAAUUGGCUGAGCAGACUAGGUCCAAGGUUGAGCGUAGGAACAAUCUUGAUCUUUCUAAAGGACUCGUGGAAACAAGGCCUAGGGAUAAUAAUUUUGGGUUCCAGGAAGAAAACAAGUUCGAGAGUCUCAACUUUAACAUGUUAAACUUGGACUCGAAAAUGAAUGAUACUGUUGGAAGGAGUCCUGUUAGGAAUGGUAUCUACAAUAUGAAUGUUGGCUAUCAGAAAAAUAAUUUCAACACUGUUGUUAAUGUGAAUGGUACCAAGCAUAAUGGUGGGAAUCAGCACAAGGAGGCCAACAACAGCAAUUGCGAGAAUGGCAAUCUGAAUGCUGUUGACAAAAGGUUCAAGACCUUGCCUGCUGCAGAGACCCUCCCCCGAGAUGAAGUUCUUGGUGGAUACAUCUUUGUUUGCAAUAAUGAUACUAUGCAAGAAGAUCUCAAACGUCAGCUAUUCGGUUUACCGCCAAGAUACAGGGAUUCUGUUAGGGCAAUUACCCCGGGCUUACCGCUGUUUCUCUACAAUUACACCACUCACCAGUUGCAUGGUAUUUUUGAGGCUUCAGGUUUUGGAGGUUCAAACAUCGAUGCAACUGCUUGGGAAGAUAAAAAGUGUAAAGGUGAAUCAAGGUUUCCUGCUCAGGUGAGAAUUCGGAUCAGAAAGAUAUGCAAAGCUUUGGAGGAAGAUUCGUUUAGGCCUGUCUUGCAUCAUUAUGAUGGCCCAAAAUUCCGUCUCGAGCUUUCAGUCCCUGAGACACUAGAUUUGCUUGAUCUCUGUGAACAAGCUGGAGAGUAGAAACCCAGUACUGAUCAAAGAUGAUUGGCACAAUUAAAUUGUGAAUGGAAUAGGGUAAUGGCAUCAUAUGCUUUUAACAGAUACCGUAAAGCGCAAGCUUGGGAGUCCCGCCUGCUAUGAGAGAUGUGAGUGUAGAGCUACUCAAAUAAUAUGCUGUGUUGUGACUUGUGAAAGUAUCUUCAAAGUUGUUUCAAACUAUUAUAUUGUAAUGUAAUGAAGAGAACUUGAGUUAAAGAUUGGCAGUGUGAUGGUGAUGUCUUUAAUAGAUGAAAACCACUUUGCUAUUUAUCAUAUCCAUUUGGAUUGA
This is a messenger RNA of Daucus carota subsp. sativus, 1399 nucleotides long. Its product is annotated as B2 protein. The transcript has 6 exons. NCBI's taxonomy places the organism in Eukaryota, Viridiplantae, Streptophyta, Magnoliopsida, Apiales, Apiaceae. The coding region runs from base 208 to 1092 and encodes 294 amino acids. The record is from RefSeq and is a predicted model, not a curated record. Gene Ontology annotation, biological process: response to endoplasmic reticulum stress.